GCCAUUAUCGCGCCCCAGCCAAUAGUCUCUGCAAUCUGCGGCGCGCGCUCGCCUCGCCUCUGCCGGGCAGCGUUCAUCACAACCACCACGCCAGCGCAGGGCCCUCCCCCAUCCAAACCAUCUCCACACUCUCUCGCCAGCUCCCCGCCGCCGUCUCCACACUCUCACCGUCUCGGCCGCGGCGGCGGGAGCAGAUGGCGACGGCGAGCGGCCUCUCCGCCCCUCUGCAGCUCCUCUCGUUCCGGCGGGCGCCCGCCAAGAACCUCUCGCCGCGGAGAGCAGCCGCGGGAGCUCUGUCAGGUUCACUUAUUGUGAAGAGAUUUUCUUUAUGCAACGGGAGAAGUCAUCACCAAUUUUUACCAUUGAAACAAAGGGGAAGGUUGCAAGCAGCAGUACUACCUGUUACUCCACCACUGCUUGAUGAUGAGGAAAAAAGGAAGCAAAUGUCUGAAGAUUAUGGUUUCAAUCAAAUUGGAGAACAGCUACCAGAUAACAUUACUCUUAAAGAUGUCAUGGAUACUCUGCCUAAAGAGGUAUUUGAAAUCGAUGAUGUAAAGGCUUGGGCAUCUGUUCUGAUAUCAGUUACUUCAUAUGCUUUCGGUCUUUUCCUUAUCUCAAAAGCUCCAUGGUAUCUUCUUCCCGUUGCUUGGGCAUGGGCUGGUACAGCAGUGACUGGGUUUUUUGUCAUAGGUCAUGAUUGUGCACAUAAAUCAUUUUCAAGGAAUAAGCUAGUGGAGGAUAUCGUUGGAACUCUAGCUUUCCUGCCAUUAAUUUACCCUUAUGAACCUUGGAGAUUUAAGCAUGACAGACAUCACGCCAAGACAAAUAUGUUAGUAGAAGAUACUGCAUGGCAACCUGUUUGGCAAAACGAAAUUGAAUCGUCUUCUUUCCUAAGGAAGGCAAUUAUAUUUGGUUAUGGUCCUAUCAGGCCAUGGAUGUCUAUUGCUCACUGGUUGAUGUGGCACUUUGAUCUAAAAAAAUUCCGGCCAAAUGAACUCCCUAGGGUGAAGAUAAGUUUGGCGUGUGUCUUUGCAUUCAUGGCAAUUGGAUGGCCCCUAAUCAUUCUUCAAUCAGGAAUAGCUGGAUGGUUCAAGUUCUGGUUCAUGCCAUGGAUGGUUUAUCACUUUUGGAUGAGCACCUUUACAAUGGUGCAUCACACUGCUCCUCAUAUACCUUUCAAAUCAUCAAAAGAGUGGAAUGCUGCACAGGCGCAAUUAAACGGCACAGUUCACUGUAGCUAUCCUCGAUGGAUAGAGAUCCUUUGCCAUGACAUAAAUGUACAUGUCCCGCACCAUAUUUCUCCGAGAAUUCCAAGUUAUAACCUUCGUGCUGCCCACGACUCCAUUAAACAGAACUGGGGCAAGUAUAUCAACGAGGCCAGCUGGAAUUGGCGGUUGAUGAAGACAAUACUGACUACGUGCCAUGUGUAUGACAAAGAGAGAUACUACGUUUCUUUUGACGAGCUCGUACCUGAGGAAUCUCAACCAAUAAGAUUCCUUAAGAAGUUCAUGCCAGAUUAUGCUUGAUGCAAUUGCUACCAUUGACUAGUCAGAGAGUAUUUAGACAUUAAGAACAAUCACAACCAUUAUUACACUACAAAAGGCUCAUCGCAGAUGGCUCAGACAUGGCUUUUAUUGUGAGUCGGCAGGGAUACUCCUUAUUGCAGAUGGCUUUUAUUGAAAGCUGCCUGGAGUUUUACCUUUUCUCUUGACCUCAGAUGCUCAAACAAGUAGAAACAACAUAUAACAGUAUAUUAUAAUGUCAUAUAUUAAACAUGCAAGAGGAAACAGCGUAUGUAUUUCACAUUCAUUCUCAUUCAAACAUCAGCAAAGUGACAGAACAAUAUUU
Molecule: messenger RNA, 1848 nt
Organism: Triticum dicoccoides
Lineage: Eukaryota; Viridiplantae; Streptophyta; Magnoliopsida; Poales; Poaceae
Product: omega-6 fatty acid desaturase, chloroplastic-like
Exons: 10
Coding region: 195-1526 (443 amino acids)
Biological process (GO): lipid metabolic process
Molecular function (GO): oxidoreductase activity
Source: RefSeq, a predicted model, not a curated record